AUGGAGGCCAUUAAGGGAUCGAGUUCAGAAAAUGCCCGGGAAGAUCACCGGAUGUUGGAAGCGGCUGAGGCGUUGGCGGCGUUAGGUCAUGUUGGUGAAUCGGUUAGUGAACGAGUCAAGGCCGAAUCAAACGCUGGUAACUCGUGUUUUGACUCAAUAGAAUCGUCCUCGAAGCGUCCCAUCAAUGUCGAUAAGCAAUCGGAGAAGACAUGCAUCUGGGCUGAAAAACCAGUGAACAAUGAAUGGAAUACUGAACUUGCAUCAAAUGUUUCUUAUUCCACAAAAUAUUCAACUUUAGGUGGCAGGAGGCAUAGAAGGAUUUUGACCGAGGCGGAAAAGGAAGCGCGUAAGAUACGCAGAGUGCUGGCAAACAGAGAGUCAGCUAGACAAACAAUCCGCAGGAGGCAGGCCAUAUAUGAGGAGUUGGCCAGAAAAGCUGGUGAUCUAGCAUGGGAGAACAAAAAUUUGAAAAGGAAAAAGGAGAUGGCUUCAAAAGAGUUGGAAUUUUUGAAGAGUACAAAUGAAAGCUUAAAAGCAAAGAUGAUCAAGAUAACAAAGAUGUAUGAAGAUACUUAUUGUUCUUCAUCAACAAAUUCUCCGAUUAUGAUGUGUAACCAAUCAUCAUUUUCCCCUUUCACAUGGCCUCCAAUGAUUGUAUUCCCUCACCCUUGGCUUUUUCCUUUUCUCCAAAAUAAUAAUCAAAACCAUCCCUAUUUUAAUCUAAAUGAAAAACCAGUAGAGUCUUCUUCUUUGCGGGGCAAUCUACUUUCUGAUAGCAAGCAAAUUAUGCAUAAAAAUCAUCAAGUUCCAGAUACUUUUUUGAUUAUGGUGCCUGUUUCUCUUUGUUUUUGCCUCUCGAAAAAGCUUAAAGGAUUAAGACUGCGAAAUCAUGGAAUUACAUGCCUAAAGAUGGACCUAAUUGUUAUCCUCGUUGUAAGUCUUGACCCAAGACAAAAAUGUAAGUAA
Molecule: messenger RNA, 966 nt
Organism: Lactuca virosa
Lineage: Eukaryota; Viridiplantae; Streptophyta; Magnoliopsida; Asterales; Asteraceae
Source: the annotation of a GenBank genome assembly